AGUAUUAUUUUUAUUGUGCUAAUCAUGUUUCUUAUCACACUUAUAAUUAGUGCGACGUUCGCUAAAAUGAAGACUGCGGAAAACCGGAAAGAGAAUGGAAUAAGUUUCGUUCAAUCUGCAUUAUUUCUACAAAUUCUUUUAGUAGCUCUCUCCACAGAUUCGAAAAAUCGAAAAGAAAUUGAAGACUGUUUAAAACUCAAAAUACCUGAAGAGGAAAAAAAUGAUAUAAUCAAACGCACAUUAUCAUUAUUCCCACGUUCUGAUAAUGCUUUAAAGUUUCACUGGUCUUAUCGUCUGGCUCUCCGUCCUGGAUUCGUGCUCAAUGAUGAAUUUCGUACUGGUGCAGCAGCAGCACUGCAUUUACAUGAGCAUAGAUUUAAUGGCACAGAAACACCAGAGGAUAUUGCAAAUAUCCUAAAUAAUAUGGUGGAAAUUGACUCGGGAGGGGCCAUACACAACACAUUUACUAAAGACGAUAUCACAGAAGAAAGUAAUGCGAUAUUUUUAACAACUGUUUACAUUCGCGGUCGAUGGCGUUCCGCCCCUACCGUUCUUAACGGUACUUUGCCGUUUAUGGAUGUUGAAAACACCCCCCAACGAAACGUUCGGUGCAUCAGGAUAAAUGAUAAUAUGCGUUAUGCUGAUCUAAGCGAAUGGGACGCAGAGGCUAUUGAAAUAUUCUAUGCUACUCAAGGUCUCAGUUUAUUUAUUAUCGUACCACGAGGAAGGUCCCUGCGCCUUCUUGCCGAUCGUGUAGCAAUGACCAGCAUUCAUUUGAUUUCGGAACGGAUGCAAACAAUGCGUAUUGCAGCAACAUUACCUUUGUACACGCUUCGCAUGACUUUACUCUUACCAGACAAGUUGCGGGCGUUGGGGAUGCCUCGACUCGCGCAAGUAAAUACUGCUGAAAGUGAUUUAACGUUGUCCCACGGUGUACAGCGACUUAUGUUCUGGGCGGAAGCUGGUCGCAACGCCUACAAAGACGAUGGUAAUACGUAUUCAAUGUUUUCGUAAAAAUAAUGAUUCGCCAUUUUACUAUUAUAAUUCUGUCUCGACUGACAAUCAGACGUUUGAGUAUCGAAUAUGUUUACGAAGAUGCUUUAAUUAGGGUUCGGGAAAAAAGGCGGAACCGGAAAAAAACCCUAAGAGAUUGUCGGUCUUUAGAAGGUACCAUAGGCCAUGGACACUGUAUGGAGAACGCAGUUGCUCUCCUUGAAAGAGGUUGAUGUAUUAUUUAUACUAUCAUAGCCCUGAAGUUGGAGUCCAUGAUUUUAAAGGUAUAGCGAGUUUCCCGUGCGGAACCCUAACCCUGUUAUGAGUUCUUAAGUACUUAUAUACUUAGUCUGGCCAUAAAUACUGUUACAAUUAAAAAUAAACAAAAUAUUACAUUUGAAUUUGGAAUCUGUCAUUUUUAUAUGAUUGCUCAUUGAGUUUUCUCAUUUUGGCGCCAAUACAAUGUACAAUAUGCGAUAUUAAAAUGGAGUGGGGUGAUAAAGAGAACCGAAUCGCUGUGAUUGCAUUACACAAAGUAGGUAUGGGACCAAAUGCAAUUUUUAAAACUCUCAAUACGCUUGGUAUUAGUAAAAUGUUUGUGUAUCGAGCUAUUGAUAGGUGCAAUGAGACCUAUAGUUUGUGAUAGAAAAAGAUCUGGCCCUCCACGUAGUGUUCGUACGAUAAAGGUGGUCAAAGCAGUAAGGGAAAGAAUUCGAAGAAAUCCUGUCCGAAAGCAAAAGAUUUUAUCUCGGGAGAUGAAGAUAGCACCUAGAACCAGGUCGCGUAUUUUAAAAGAUGACUUAGGACUUGCAGCCUAUAAGAGACGUACUGGUCAUUUCUUAACUGAUAAUUUAAAAGAGAAUAGGGUGGUAAAAUCGAAACAACUAAUGAAGCGGUACGCAAAGGGAGGUCAUAGAAAAAUUUUGUUUACGGAUAAGAAAUUUGUUACAAUUGAGCUACAUUUUAACAAACAAAAUGACCGUAUUUAUGCUUAAAGCUCUAAGGAAGCUUCCCAAUUAAUCGACAGAGUGCAACGUGGGCACUAUCCGACUUCAGUGAUGGUUUGGUCGGGUAUUAGCUGUGAAGGAGUGACUGGGCCAUACUUUUGUGAAAAAGGUAUCAAAACAUCGGCCCAAGUGUAUCAAGAUACCAUUCUUGAGAAGGUAAUGAAGCCCCUUAACAACACCAUGUUCAAUAAUCAAGAAUGGUCCUUCCAGCAAGACUCGGCGCCAGGUCAUAAAGCUCGGUCUACGCAGUCUUGGUUGGAAACGAACGUUUCGGACUUCAUCAGAGCUGAAGACUGGCCGUCGUCUAGUCCCGAUUUUAAUCCGCUAGAUUAUGAUUUAUGGUGUGUUAGAGAGUACGGCUUGCUCUAAACGCCAUGAUAAUUUGGAGUCCCUAAAACAAUCCGUACGAUUGGCAGUGAACAAUUUUCCCAUGGAAAGAGUGCGUGCUUCUAUUGAUAACUGGCCUCUACGUUUAAAGGACUGUAUUGCAGCCAAUGGAGACCACUUCGAAUAAGCUUUUUACACUUUAAAUUGUUUUAUAUUUAUGUAUUAAACUAACACACUGUAAAAGUAAUAAAUGUUAUUUACAAUA
Messenger RNA from Bombyx mori (domestic silkworm), 2592 nucleotides. RefSeq names its product serine protease inhibitor 29 (gene serpin-29). The coding region runs from base 25 to 1014 and encodes 329 amino acids. The transcript is spliced from 6 exons. Gene Ontology annotation, molecular function: serine-type endopeptidase inhibitor activity. NCBI's taxonomy places the organism in Eukaryota, Metazoa, Arthropoda, Insecta, Lepidoptera, Bombycidae. The record is from RefSeq and is a predicted model, not a curated record.